Synchytrium microbalum is the source of this 1164-nucleotide messenger RNA. RefSeq lists its product as uncharacterized. The transcript has 4 exons. NCBI's taxonomy places the organism in Eukaryota, Fungi, Chytridiomycota, Chytridiomycetes, Synchytriales, Synchytriaceae. Gene Ontology annotation, molecular function: nucleic acid binding. The record is from RefSeq and is a predicted model, not a curated record. The coding region runs from base 1 to 1164 and encodes 387 amino acids.
AUGGGGGAAGAGUGGACAGCCGAAGACUUUCGGGACUUUGACUUGCAAGGCCAUCAAGAUAGUACUUACUUUCAUCCUGUUGGAAAUGACUAUGAGCAAGAAGAGGAGGAAUCAGCGUCGUUGACUAGACCAUUGAGCAAGAGUAAUAAAGGAUUCGAGAUGAUGAAAAAGAUGGGAUACAUAGAAGGGAAGGGACUAGGAUCCCAAGCUCAAGGACGUCUCGAACCUGUAGCUAUAGAUAAAAAACUCGACACGCAAGGUUUAGGAAGGGCGGAAGAAGUGUACGCUAUCCAUAGUGCGUCAACUGCCAAGAGGAAGGCUCUGGAAACAGAGCUUAUCGCCUCUGAGACUGAUCAAGAGAAGGAGAUACGCGAGCUCCUCGCACUUAAGAAGCAACGAAUCCAAGACGAUGUACAGGAGAUCAAUAAGCCAUUCUAUUGCGACUUGUGUGAGAAACAAUAUCGCAAGAUACAGGACUACGACGCCCAUCUGACCUCAUACGACCAUAAUCAUACCAAGCGCCUCAAAGAGAUGAAGGAAAUGUCUCGAAAAGGCAUCAUACCAGGCACAAGAAAUGGAGCUGAUAAGAAGCAACAACGAGAACGAGAACGGGAGGAACGAGAGGUCAAGAAGCUGAUGGAUGCUGCUAAUACUAGUAUCAAACAAUCUACUACAUCGUCAGAUGCAUCUUUGUCGUCGAUCUUAGUAGACCUACCGCCUGGAGUCGAGCCAUUACCACCAGGAGCCAGUGGUGGCACAUCAUCAAACGUGAACAAUGCUCCGCCAACCAAAGUACAAUUCAGUUUUGGCAGCUCAGGACUGCAUCAAGCAAAGAAGGAAAACAUGUCAUUUAUGAUGUACUUGUAUGAAGCUGUCUUUGGGCUCGUCUUUAUAUUCCUCAUCACGUCGCUCGUGAGAGAUCUACUCCCAUAUCUGUUUUAUGUCUUCAAUGAUCCGCCAAGAGGCCCAUUCAAGACUCGUAUUAGCACUCAAACGAAGGAUGAAAGCUGGCAUGAUGUUACUGGAAAAUGGUCUACACUCCACUAUAGAAAGUCCACGGUCGCUCAACUCGACGAUCAUGGGGACCACGAAGAUUAUACCCGGCACACAUAUGAGCAGGACUGUGUACGACUGAGUCCGAAGUCGAGGGCACGUAGGCUGUAA